UCACUUUCACUUGCUCUAGAUCCCCUGUUCAUGAGACAAAUCCACUUUCUCUCUUGUUCUGUUGAAACAGACUGAGAGACCUGAACACAAUUGACUGAACAGCUGUUAGAAACAUCUGCUUCGAAAAGAGGAUCGCCUGCUAAACCUGCUCCAACUCCUCACAUAAAGACAUGGACUAAGGAAAAUACAUGGCACCAUGUCUUUCAAAGAGAAUAAAAUUGAUAUGCCCAGCCCAGUUUGUCUCAUUAAUAACACGGAGGAUGGAGGCCUUCGCAUUUGUCAAGAGGCGCUAGAUAUUCUGGACCAGAUCACUCAGCCGGUGGUGGUGGUGGCCGUGGUGGGUCUGUACCGCACUGGGAAGUCCUACCUCAUGAACCGACUGGCAGGGAAACGAAAGGGCUUUGCCCUGGGCAGCACCAUUGAGUCCAAGACCAAGGGCAUCUGGAUGUGGUGUGUGCCUCACCCCCAUAUAGAAGACCACACACUGGUGCUGCUGGACACUGAGGGACUGGGAGACGUGGACAAGGGGGAUGAGAAACAUGAUGUGUGGAUCUUCUGCCUGGCUGUUCUGCUCAGCAGCACUGUGGUCUACAACAGCUUAGGAGUCAUAGACAACAUGGCACUAGAGAAACUGCAAUAUGUCACAAAACUGACGGAGCACAUUAACGUGACCUCGGAUGCAGUAGGUGGUGAAGAAGCGUACAGCAAAUCCACAGAGUUCAUGCAUGUUUUCCCAUCCUUUGUAUGGACUGUGCGAGACUUCACCCUGGACCUGGAUGGAAAACCAAUCACAGCUGAUCAAUACCUGGAAAGCGCACUGACGUUAAAGCAGGGGAACACAGACAAUGUUGUAAAGUACAACAAGACAAGAAGCAGCCUGCGGGACUUCUUUGCUGUGCGCAAGUGCUUUGUGUUUGAGCGGCCAGGCAGCACUAAGCAGAUGAAGAAGAUGGAAGAGCUGAUGGAUGAUGACCUGGAUGAGUCUUUUGUGCAGCAGUCAGAGGCCUUCUGCACCUACAUCUAUACCAACUCAAAACCCAAAACCAUGAGGGGAGGCCUGGGAGUGACCGGCAGGAUGUUGGCCACUCUGGCACAGACGUAUGUUGAGGCGAUCAGCAGUGGUCAGGUCCCGUCUCUGGACAAUGCAGUGGAAUCUCUGACUUGGAUUCAUAACAGUCGUGCCGUCCAGGAAGCUGUGGAGUUCUACCACUGUGAGAUGACCAAAAAGGUCCAGUUCCCCACGGAGACUCAGCAGGAGCUUUCUGACAUCCAUGCAGGUGUAGAGAAAGAGGCUAUCAGUAUCUUCAUCAAAGGCUCCUUCAACGAUCAGAACCAGGAAUACCAGAGAGAUCUUGUGAAAUGCCUUAAGAAGGAGUAUGAGGAGUUUGUUAAACGGAAUAUGGAAGAAUCCCGCAAAGCAUGCGGGUCUAUCAUUUCUCGGGUGUUCUGUCCUCUGGAGGAGGCAGUGAAGGAAGGUACUUACAUGCAGCCUGGAGGCUACACAGAGUACUGCAGUGCCCUGGAGGAAGCAGUUCAGCAGUACAGGUCAGAGAAAGGCCACGGACCUAUGCUUGAGGAGGUACUGUCGAAUUACCUGGCCGAGAAGAGUGCAGUGGGAGGGAACAUUCUUGCAGCUGACCGCUCCCUCAGUGAAGCUGAGCAGAAGACAGAGGAGGAAAAGCGUCAGAAAGAGGCUUUGGAGCAGCAGAACAGACAACUAGAAGAACAGAAGAAAUUCCAGGAGCAGCUGAUUCAAGAUCAGAAGAAAUCCCACGAGGAACACAUCGAGCAGCUGAAGAAGAAAAUGGAAGAAGAGAGGAAACGUUCAGAGGAGCAAUUUAGGCGAACACAGCAAGCUUUACAUCAGGAGCAGAUACGGUUGAUGCAAGAGGGCUUUUGGAAGAAAAGUGCAGAGAUGCAGGAGCAAAUCGAUAAACUGACAAAGGAGAUAAAAAGGAAAAAAAAGAAGAGGUGGUAUCAGAGAAUUUAAAAAUUUUUAAUUGGUGACCUUUGGAAGUUACUUUUAAUUAGAAUUUAAUUUAAAUCCUAGAUUUAUGACUUGAUCAUGUGUUUAUGGGAACUGAUUUUUUAAAGAUGUUGAAAAUAGAUGCACAGUCCGGUUGAAAUGAAACAAUAAUCGUGAGGUUAAAAUGCGGUCUGUAGAUUUUACUCAAGCGGACUUUAAUUAGAUUAGAUUAGAUUAGAUAA
Colossoma macropomum (tambaqui) is the source of this 2208-nucleotide messenger RNA. RefSeq names its product guanylate-binding protein 1-like. Bases 197 to 1990 code for a protein of 597 amino acids. Gene Ontology annotation, molecular function: GTP binding; GTPase activity. The record is from RefSeq and is a predicted model, not a curated record. NCBI's taxonomy places the organism in Eukaryota, Metazoa, Chordata, Actinopteri, Characiformes, Serrasalmidae. The transcript is spliced from 11 exons.